GUACUAUUUAGACUGUUUCCGGCGGUGGAUCGCAGGCUGCUGCUGUUUCUAGUUUGGUUUCUGAUUCUUCGUUCCGAUGGCCAACAGAACUGUGAAAGAUGCGAACAGUAUUCACGGCACCAACCCGCAGUAUCUGGUGGAGAAAAUCAUCCGGACUCGAAUCUACGAGUCUAAAUACUGGAAGGAGGAGUGCUUCGGUCUGACCGCGGAGCUGGUUGUUGACAAAGCCAUGGAGUUGAAGUUUGUCGGGGGAGUGUUUGGGGGAAACAUCAAGCCCACCCCCUUCCUCUGCCUCACUCUGAAGAUGCUGCAGAUUCAACCCGAAAAAGACAUCAUCGUUGAGUUCAUAAAAAACGAGGAUUUCAAAUAUGUCCGUUUACUUGGCGCGAUGUACAUGAGGUUAACUGGCACCGCCGUGGACUGCUACAAAUACCUGGAGCCGCUGUACAACGAUUACAGGAAAGUCAAGAGUCAGAACCGGAACGGAGAGUUCGAGAUGAUGCACGUGGACGAGUUCAUCGACGAGCUCCUUCACGCAGAGAGGAUGUGUGACAUCAUUCUGCCUCGGCUUCAGAAGAGACACGUCCUGGAGGAGGCCGAGCUGUUAGAGACGCGAGUCAGCGCUCUGGAGGAAGACCUGGACGAGGUGGAGACCAGCGAAGAUGAAGACGAGGAAGAAGAGAAGCCGGAGAGACUCCAGACGCCCGAGCCCCACAGACGCCGCGACGCUUACCGGGACAGCGACAGACCUCGCCGCUCUCCGUCACCUCGUUACAGACGCAGUCGCUCGCCCAGACGGAGGAGCAGAUCUCCAAAGAGACGAAGCCCGUCACCGCGGAGAGACCGCCAUCGCAGCAAGAGCCCUCGCCGCCAUCGAAGCCGCUCCCGAGACAGACGCCACCGCUCCAAAUCCCCAGGUCACCACCGGAGCCACAGACAUCGCAGCCACUCAAAGUCCCCAGAGAGGAGUUCAAAAAAGAGUCACAAGAAGAGUCGAAGAGGAAACGAGUGAUCUCACGUCUACUUUUAUAUCUUGUCCUCCUUUUUUUGUACCUUCGAUCUGUCAGAUCUUUGUUUCUUUUACAAGUAAUUUCAGUUGUAGAUUUCGGCCCACUGACCUGUCUGUAAGUUAUUACGAUGUAAAGGUUCCAGCAGUGUUUCAUGUCCGGUAUCUAAUCACUCUCAAACCCUCUGAGAGACAAUAAUCUAAUAUAAUAGGGAUGCACCGAAUCCAGAUUUUUGGGGUUCGGCCUCCUCCCAUCCUCAGUCCACUAACACAGUAAACACAUGAAUGAAGUAAACAACGUCCACUGCCUCUAAAAUAGUUAA
Molecule: messenger RNA, 1329 nt
Organism: Perca fluviatilis (European perch)
Lineage: Eukaryota; Metazoa; Chordata; Actinopteri; Perciformes; Percidae
Gene: prpf38a
Product: pre-mRNA processing factor 38A
Exons: 10
Coding region: 77-1012 (311 amino acids)
Cellular component (GO): precatalytic spliceosome
Source: RefSeq, a predicted model, not a curated record